Messenger RNA from Acanthopagrus latus (yellowfin seabream), 3022 nucleotides. RefSeq names its product MAPK associated protein 1 (gene mapkap1). Lineage: Eukaryota; Metazoa; Chordata; Actinopteri; Spariformes; Sparidae. The transcript has 12 exons. Bases 528 to 2117 code for a protein of 529 amino acids. Gene Ontology annotation, cellular component: cytoplasm; plasma membrane; TORC2 complex. The record is from RefSeq and is a predicted model, not a curated record. Gene Ontology annotation, biological process: TORC2 signaling. Gene Ontology annotation, molecular function: phosphatidylinositol-4,5-bisphosphate binding.
GCGAACUAAGUUGAUAUAAGCUAUGCCACUUGCGCGGACAUUCGUGGCGAAAUGCAUUUACAGUCUGAAUGCCAGCUUCAUACCUUGUUGUUAGUUUUAGGUGAGGUGAGGUGAACGCUGGUUUAGCUAGUAGUGGAUUUUUUAAGUUAGCAAGUUAUCGAAGUUUAGGAUGGCGAGCUACGGGAACACAAUAGCUACAUCAGCUAGCUAACGUCAAAGCUACUGGGAGUCAUCCCUAUUUACACAGGCUGGUCGGUGUGGGUAUUUAAGAAUAUUACCACGUAAAGAAGUACCACUUCUUGUGUAAGAUAAGGUACUGGCACCUUCCCUGUCCUGGGUCAGAGAGAAUAAGCAGCAGUAGAAGAUGGAAAAGAUGAGUGCUCUCCACUCGUCAUCGGUGACUAUCUUAACACUCUCAGAGAGCGAUUGAAAGGAGGUGAAAGCGAUUGUCUGGCAUACAUGCAAGAGAGUGAUACAAAGACUAAAUAUCCAAGCUGUACGCCAUAUAAUUUAAUAAAGCAGAGGAAAUGGCUUUCUUGGACAAUCCUGCCAUUAUUCUGGCCCACAUCAGACAGUCUCAUGUGACCAGUGAUGACACAGGAAUGUGUGAGAUGGUACUAAUAGACCAGGAUGUGGAUCUAGAGAAGUGCCAGCUGACUCUGGUGCCCGGCAGCAGCUGUGGGUCAACAGGGUCGGGCUCCCUUAGUGAGGGGGGCAGCAGUCUCACAGACAAUCAUGCCUGUGACCUCUCCCAGUCCAUGGACAUCACCUCCAGCUGGGACUUUGGCAUCCGUCGGCGCUCUAACACAGCCCAAAGACUUGAGAGGUUAAGGAAAGAACGACAGAACCAAAUCAAGUGUAAAAACAUUCAGUGGAAAGAAAGGACAUCCUCCCAAUCAGUGGAGGAUCUGGGGUCCCUGUUUGAAAAACGGGACUUUAAAGACAGGCCGCAGAAAACAGGUACCAAGUCCACCCUUUCACUGCGACUGGAGCAGUGUCCCCAGCAGCUCAACAACCCCUUCAAUGAAUACUCCAAAUUUGAUGGCAAGGGCCACAUUGGCACAACUGCUACAAAAAAGAUAGACGUCUACCUCUCAAUGCAGAUGGCUCAGGAGAAAGUACAUCCAAUGACAGUAGUGACAAUUGCCAAUGCCCGUGUUCACGACCUCAUUGGGCUCAUUUGUUGGCAGUACACAAGUGAGGGGCGGGAACCUAAACUCAAUGAGAAUGUGAAUGCUUACUGCCUCCACAUUGCUGAGGAUGAUGGCGAGGUUGACACAGACUUUCCCCCACUGGACUCCAAUGAGCCUAUCCAUAAGUUUGGUUUCAGCACUCUGGCGCUGGUGGAGAAAUACUCUUCACCUGGUCUUGCUUCCAGACAGUCGCUGUUUGUCAGAAUAAACGCUGCUCAUGGUUUCUCUCUAAUCCCAGUGGACAGUUUGAAGGUAACUAUGAAGGAAAUUCUCCAGAAAGCGCUCAAGAAGAGGAAAGGCUCACAGAAAGGCUCAGGGCCCAUGUAUCGUCUGGAGAAGCAGACAGAGCCCAACGUUGCAGUAGACCUGGACUCAACACUGGAGACACAGAGCACCCUGGAGUUUUGCCUAGUCAGAGAAAACAGCUCCAGGGGCGAGGAGAGCUCAGAGGAAGACCCUCCAAUUGACAUCACAACAGUCCAAGACAUGUUGAGCAGUCACCACUAUAAAUCCUUCAAGAUCAGUAUGAUCCACAAGCUGCGCUUCACCACCGAUGUCCAGCUAGGCAUUUCAGGAGAGAAAGUGGAAAUUGAUCCUGUCACCAGUCAGAAGGCCAGUACAAAGUUUUGGAUUCGACAGAAACCCAUCUCUAUCGACUCGGACCACCUCUGUGCCUGUGACCUUGUAGAGGAGAGAAGCCCCAGUCAUGCUAUAUUUAAGCUCACGUAUCUAAGCAACCAUGACUACAAGCCCCUCUACUUUGAGUCUGAUGCUGCUACUGUCAAUGAAAUAGUGCUUAAGGUCAACUACAUCCUAGAGUCCCGGGCCAGUACCUCUCGGGCUGAUUAUUUUGCCCAGAAGCAGCGGAAACUGAGCCGCCGGACCAGCUUCAGUUUCCAGAAGGAGAAAAAGACUGGUCAGUAGACAGACUGAAGCUGCUUUGCCACCUGUCUGUCUGCACAGACAGAUGCAUUAACGAGGCCUGACAGUCCCAUACAUACAGGCUAAAGGCUGAACAGAAGUGGAGGAAAAGAGUGACAAGCAGGAAAUGGACCAGGAAGACCAGGAAAGGCUCCUUAUUGUUUUUCUAUAAAAAGGCAAAGACUCGCUAUGGGACAGAGUUUUGGCUGACAAGUCAUCGUCAGUUCUUGUUCGUUCACUGCCUCUGAAUCUAAGCUCCAUCCUUCAGGAUGGAUUUUUACAGCUUCAAACAGUUGGUUAUGUAUAGCCAACAAACAAAUCAAAGCUACAUGCUAAAUAUUUGCUUCUGUUCUCUGUCUUUAUGAAAUUUAACACAACAAAAUGAAAAGAAAAGUUUCACAUUUUUAAUGUACUGUACAUAAACAUUUUACAUUCAGGAGAUGAAAUUAUUAUAAUAUAGAAAUAAAAUAGCUCAGUUUGGAUUUUUGUAACAUACUCCUCUGCCUUGAAUCCAGAUAGCAACUCCUUAACAUCAUCUACACUCAGCUGGCAGUUCAUUAGCUGCAUCUAGUUAAAACUAAGCAAGUCUAAUACAAGAGAGUUGAAGGUUAAUUUAUUUGUCGUAUUACAACACUGGUUUGUACAAUGAAAUUAAAUUGUAGUCCCUUUAUGCCACACAGGGAUAUCUAUUUUACAUGGAGUGUUGAUGAAUAGGGAAGUCUCUAAGUCUGAGGGAAGACGCUGCUCUGUAGUCCAGUGAUAUGGCAGCGAUACUUCUGUAUCUAUUGUCAGAUGGCAGCAGGGUGAACACACUGGCUGGGUGGGUGUUGUCUUUUAGUGUUCUUGGUCUCUGUGCAGACAUCUCACUUCACAUUCUUACAAUAAAUGACCAGUUUUUGUUGAAACCA